Molecule: messenger RNA, 2727 nt
Organism: Sus scrofa (pig)
Lineage: Eukaryota; Metazoa; Chordata; Mammalia; Artiodactyla; Suidae
Gene: TMEM71
Product: transmembrane protein 71
Source: RefSeq, a predicted model, not a curated record
AAGGAAAACGAACAAGAAAGCAAAAAUACGUCAGGGUGGUGAAACUUGCGGACAUGACAAACGAGAGGAAAGAGAAAAUUAGCAAGAAGAUACAACGCUGGGAAAGUAAAACGUUGGUCAAAGAACAGCCGCGAGGCCAAAUAAAGGGGGAGAGGUGAUAGGGGUGGGAGGGGGUUGGCCAGAAAUAGACCAGAAAGGCUCAGACCCGGCCCGCAAGCGGGGAGCAGGAGAAGCCUCCAGAUACAAUUACUACUGCUAUGUAAGAGAAGUGCUCCUAGAAGGGAAAGAAACUUCUUUUGGUGACAAUGCAAAGUCUGUGAAAAUGCAGUGCUAUUCAAGAUGUAUUGAAAAAAAACCAUUGCCGUUGUUUACCAUUGGCUACUAGGAAGAUGUGAGUCCCUGAAAUGAACAGUUUAAACAUAUGAAAUUGAUCAUCCUUACAAUAGGAAGAAAAAUCAAGCUGUUUACUCUUCGCUUAUAAAGAUGCUCCAGGCAACAAAGGGUUAAUGCGGGAGGUCAUGAAGAGGACACGACCAAAGGGUGACCCUCCAGCUGGAUCCCGCCAAUGGGAGGCUCCUCACCUCCUCCCUGGUCCUUGGAAUCCACCUUCUGCCCUCUGCUCCCGAAGUGGGAACCAUUUUCAGGGGUGCAGGCUUGAGAGAGUAAGGUGUCCUUGAAACCAUCUGGACAGAAUACGUGAUUGAACCCCGUUAGGCCCUCUGUAUAAACUUUUGGGAUCCUGGUGACAGGUGCAGAGAUCUACCCACCUUGCAGUGCCCAAGACAAGCCUCUCAGGAAAUCUGUGAAGUUUGAACAAGCAGCUUUUCCCAAGAUGUAUCGAAUAUCUCAACUGAUGUCAACACCAGUAGCAAAUUCUUCUGGGUCUGAGAAAGAAGACACUGGGGAACUGUCUCCCACGUGCCUUUUCCCGAGUUUUGUCUGUGAUUCCCAGUGCGGUGACAGUUCCUUGGAGUUCGGCUCCAUAGAUCGCCUGGCAGGCUCCCACUUCACCUGCCGCCGAAGCCCCAGACUCCUCACCAAUGGCUACUAUAUUUGGACAGAAGACAGUUUUCUUUGUGACAAAGAUGGCAACAUAACUCUGAGCCCAUCCCAGACCAGAGUUCUGUACAAGGAGAACUUAGUCAGAAUAUUCAGAAAGAAGAAGAGAGUCCGCCAUCCUUUCUCUUCUCUCUUCAGCCUCAGUGCCUCUGAAUCCUGGCUGCACGGCAGUAUCUUUCAGAAUGUUGGUUCCCCCCCCAGUGAGGACAUCUGGUUGGAGGGGGUCCGGAGGCUGGACACAAGCCUGUGCAAUGAAAGUGGAGGUGACUUUGACAGUUCUCUGACUGAUGACUGGGAGUCAGAGAAGCCAAAUGCAGAGUCUGUGACAACCUCUUCCAGCCACCGCACAGCUCAGACUCCCAAGGAAAACCUCCACCAUCCGUCUCCUCCGUCCCAGCUGACGGCUUCCGAACAUUUCCAGGAAAACGUUUGGGAUCGUUCAAAAGCCAGUUUGUUACCAGAAGUCUCGUUUCAAGCGAUUCUGCUCAUUGCAUGCUUCAUCAUUUCUGCCUGCGCAAGAUGGUUUCUGGGAGGAAUAAUAGCCAGCGUCUUCACGUGCUCCUUGGUGAUAACUACCGCUUAUGUGGUCAAGUCUUCAUUUCUCAGCCUCGCCCACUAUUUCAAAGCCACCGCCUGGACUUGGUUUGCCAAAUUUUGACAACCAUUCAGGAGUGCCUCUGAUGAAUGUCUUCAAUCUGAAUGUCCAGAAAUUGAUACGUAGUCUGCGGGGAAUCAAUUGUUUUUCUGGAAGGGAGUGAACAAGUGGGUAACUGAGAAAAAAAAAUAAUUUAGUUAUGUGUUUUUUUUAACCUCACUUUUUCCUUCACACGAAAAUAAUAAUAAUUUGACUUUCCUUUGCAAAAUGCUAGCCGUUGAAGAAGAAAGGCCUGGGAAAUGUGACAGAGGUGAACCACCUAGAUGAGUGUCCUCUGAUUAUACCUUAAGGCAGUGGUUCUCAAACAUUAAUUUUCAUUAGCGAAUUCCAUAUGGAGUUUAUAAUAAUACAGAUUCCUGGGCCCGCCUGCCUGUACUUACCCCUUGCUGAACUGCUGUAAUGGAACAAACAAAGGGAAUUUACACAAUCAACACCAACUUGAAAGUAAAUAAAUACGGUUUCUACAUACAAUAUAACGUAGAAAAAGUUUGCUUUUCUUCCCCAGGCGUGGCUUAUAGGAGGUGAUGACAGUAGAUGGUGGUUGAUGGAAAAUGGGCAGGAAAGAUCCACUUUUUAGAAAGUACAUUCUUCUUUUGAGCCUGGUUCUUUACCAAGCUUUCAGCCACUGUGGGACUUAUGAUUACCUUUCACUCAAGUUGCACUUCAAAUAAAGGUAUAACAGAGAAAAAAAUUCCUUAAGGACAAAAUAAAGGCAGAGUACCAUAGCGCUUUGGAAUGCAUAAAAAUGAUACAGUUGCCCUGAGGAGUAUAGAAGAUGCUUCCUCUCUGUUUCUCUUGCUUGGUAUAUGUUCUCAAAGCAAAUGUGGCCUGCCAUUGAAAUGUCUUCUCUGUGAUAUUCUCUGGCUAGGAACUUGUGUAGAGAAAAUUGUCUUUGCUUAAAACAGUAAUGUCAAAAUAUCACCUUUCAUAUCAAUUAUCUUCAGUGCAUUUUUGGUUGAAAAAGUAUUAUACUAAUAAAUGAAUGGAGUCAUCAAUGACUGGCUUUGGUCAAA